Drosophila erecta is the source of this 479-nucleotide messenger RNA. RefSeq names its product cuticle protein 16.5. Lineage: Eukaryota; Metazoa; Arthropoda; Insecta; Diptera; Drosophilidae. The transcript is spliced from 2 exons. Bases 85 to 399 code for a protein of 104 amino acids. The record is from RefSeq and is a predicted model, not a curated record.
GUAUAAAAGCCCCGGUUCGAGUGGAGAACAGCAUCAGUCAACGCACCUACGUUCGUCGCACACCAACCCAAAACAACCAUCAACAUGAAAUUCCUCGUCUGCUUGGCUCUCUUCAUCGCCGCCGCCCAGGCUCAUGUGGUGGCGCCCGCUGUGGCCACCUACGCCGCUGCUCCGGCCCUGACCUACGCCGCAGCCGCUCCAGUGGCCACCUACUCGGCCGCCAUUCCCCGGGCCUACUCCGCCUACGCCGCCCCCUCCGUCUACGCCGCCCCCUCCGUCUACGCCGCCCCCUCCGUCUAUGCCGCCCCCUCCGUCUACUCCUCCUCCUACGUGGCCGCGCCCUCCGUGUACUCCGCCUACGCCGCCCCCGCCGUCGUCUCCACUCUGCUGAAGAAGUAAAGUGCUCAGAUCGAUCAAAUGCCAGCCGUCAACUUUGUCAAUGAUUUUGAUGUAUGAAAUAAAGCUGUGAAUUCACGAAA